Molecule: messenger RNA, 432 nt
Organism: Pestalotiopsis fici W106-1
Lineage: Eukaryota; Fungi; Ascomycota; Sordariomycetes; Amphisphaeriales; Sporocadaceae
Exons: 2
Coding region: 1-432 (143 amino acids)
Source: RefSeq, a predicted model, not a curated record
AUGGGUGAAGCUUACCUUGAGAUAGGGCUCGAGGUGACGCACGAGUGUAUCAAGCUCAGUGCCCGUCAGGAACUUGCCAUACCUACCUGCAAUGCAGAUGGUGGCAAUGUAUGUUCCUGGACCGUCAAUGGUAUAGAUCUCCUUGUCAAGAUACCCCAAAACCGUCUUGAGACACUUGGUCAAGGGAGCUGUGACCCCAAGGACUGCUGCCUGAAUAAGGUGCCUGGACUCUUCCUGGUUCUGUUUUUCUUCAGCGCCGCCCUUUUUGGCCUCGGCGAUUACUUCGAUAUACUGAACAACAUCUGCAAGGCUGCCCCGUUCAGCCCCUCAGAGGGAGAUGGUGACGGUGUUGAUGUAACCAGUGUGGCCGAUGUGGCCGGUUUGGAGCUUGACGGUAUUGAUGUACCCAGUGUGGCCGAUGUGGUCGGUUAG